Cheilinus undulatus (humphead wrasse) is the source of this 1770-nucleotide messenger RNA. It is a transcript of the gene dhdds, whose product is annotated as dehydrodolichyl diphosphate synthase. The transcript has 9 exons. The record is from RefSeq and is a predicted model, not a curated record. Gene Ontology annotation, molecular function: ditrans,polycis-polyprenyl diphosphate synthase [(2E,6E)-farnesyl diphosphate specific] activity. Gene Ontology annotation, biological process: polyprenol biosynthetic process. Gene Ontology annotation, cellular component: endoplasmic reticulum; dehydrodolichyl diphosphate synthase complex. Bases 271 to 1278 code for a protein of 335 amino acids. NCBI's taxonomy places the organism in Eukaryota, Metazoa, Chordata, Actinopteri, Labriformes, Labridae.
GUGGUCGUCAUCGUUAAAGCUGUGAGUUGGAAGGUCUGUGAGAUGUGAUAAAAAUACAGUAAUAUUGAGAGAAAAUAAGCAUGAGGUUCAAUAGUUCGAAUGAAAGAAGAAUUUUACAUUAACAGUUCGUGUUUUUGGACCCUCUGUUCUUAGGUUAGUGAGUCGUUAGCCUCAUAGGCGUUAGUAACACUUGGGUUUUCUGCAUGUCUCGUGAGACAGGUUGGCAGUUAACGCUGGAAUCAAUCACUGACCACCGUUUGAAGCCUCAAAAUGUCGUGGAUACGGGAAGGGGAACUAAACCUACUGGAGAAGAUUUCAGCCAAUAUACUGAAGGCUGGACCCAUGCCUAAACAUGUGGCCUUCAUCAUGGAUGGAAACCGCCGCUUUGCACGAAAGAAAAACAUGGAGCGUCAGGAAGGGCACAUGCAGGGCUUUAACAAGCUGGCAGAGACAUUACGUUGGUGUAAACAUCUGAACAUCCCAGAGGUCACAGUCUACGCCUUCAGCAUCGAGAACUUUAAACGCACAAAAGAUGAGGUGGACGGGCUGAUGGAGCUGGCCAAGCAGAAAUUUGAGAAACUGCUGGAGGAACGGGAGAAUCUGGAGAAGCAUGGGGUGUGUAUUAGGGUUCUGGGUGACUUGAACAUGCUGCCACUCGACCUUCAGCAGCUCAUCGCCAAAGCUGUGGUCACAACCAAGUCACACAACAAAUGUUUCCUAAAUGUGUGUUUCGCCUACACAUCAAGAUAUGAGAUCACAAAUGCAGUCAGAGAAAUGGCUUGGGGAGUUGAGGAAGGUCUCAUCAAAGCAAGUGACGUUUCAGAGGCUUUGCUAAGUGAGUGUUUGUACAGCAAUAAUUCUCCAAAUCCUGACUUGCUCAUCCGCACGUCUGGAGAGGUGCGCCUCAGCGACUUCCUUCUUUGGCAGACUUCCCACUCCUGCCUCGUGUUUCAGUCUGUUCUGUGGCCUGAGUACUCUUUCUGGAACCUGUGUGAAGCCAUCCUCCAGUUUCAGUUAAAUCACAAAUCAAUUCAGAAAGCUAGAGACCUCCAUCGAGAGCAUCAGGCUUUACAGCAGCUGGAGGCGGACCGUGCCUGUGUAGCGGAGCACCUGCAGCAUCACGGGAAUGGAAAGCCUGUGGAUGCCCAGAGAAGACACGAGGCGCUGCAGCACUAUAUCGCCUGCAGGGAGGAACGAAUUCAAGACUUCUUAGAAGCACUGAAGCACAAGAGAGACUCUUUCUUUAAUGACUUAAUGAGCGAAGCCGUCGUGGCUUAGGAUGGCUCUGAAAACAAACCCCAUGUUGAAGUGGGGAUGAAACCUCUCCCGUCCUCUUCCCUAAAGGGCUUCUGUGGAAAAAAGGAAGAGUGAACAGGCCCUGGGAACGGUUUCUUCACGUUACUGGUUAGUGCAAGAUGAGAGGGAAAUUUUACCCCUAUGGGGCUGUAGAAAAAAUGAGAUAUUUAUGAUUGUAGAUUUAAAAAGUCUAAUACAUGGAAAUGCCUGGUCAAAAUUUAGUUCUAUACUUGUGAAAAUUGUUUGUGAAAUGCAUGCCAUUGAUCGGCUGUUCAAACACUGAGUGAAAGUUCAGGGGUUCAACAUUUCAGACACGAUGCCAUCCAGAUUUUUAUGAAUCAGUCCAGUUUUACAUUUUUUCGUUCAGUUUCUUCGGAUGUGUUGUUUGUUUGGUGAGCGUGAUGUCAAAGACAUAACUAGAUUUUGACCAGCUUUCUCUAACAGAAUAAAGUGAUUAUUGUAUGUCAAAUAUGA